Messenger RNA from Phoenix dactylifera (date palm), 632 nucleotides. RefSeq names its product flowering-promoting factor 1-like protein 3. The record is from RefSeq and is a predicted model, not a curated record. Gene Ontology annotation, biological process: regulation of flower development. NCBI's taxonomy places the organism in Eukaryota, Viridiplantae, Streptophyta, Magnoliopsida, Arecales, Arecaceae.
UCCCUCUCAUCCCCCUAGCAUUGAUUAAUUCUAAUCACUACUAGAAAUACAGCAAGUUUCAAAAAUGUCAGGUGUUUGGGUGUUCAACAAGAGAGGGGUUGUCCGCCUCGUCGAGGUCCCCGGGGGUGAGCCAAGCAGCGGCCGUCGCAAGGUCUUGGUGCACGUCCCCACCGGCGAGGUCAUCACCUCGUACGAGUUGCUCGAGCAGAAGCUCGCGCCACUCGGGUGGGAGCGGUACCACAGCAACCCCGAGCUCGUCCAGUUCCACCAGCGCUCCUCGGUUCACCUCAUCUCGCUCCCGAGGGACUUCUCCAGGCUCACCUCGGUGCACAUGUACGACGUCGUCGUCAAGAGCCGCAAUGUCUUCGAGGUGCGCGAUGCAUGAUGAUCAGAAAUGCUAUAAAGCCCUACUGCUGUGGAUCGUGAGUUCUGCUUGCCUCAAGCAGUGAAUUUUUAUAGAUGAAAUAAGCUUGCUCGUGUCGGCAUACUAGUUACAUUAAGAUCCGAACAUCUCGACUUGUGUUAGUGCAGUCUGUUGCAGUGUUUGCAAUGCUUCAGGGACGCAUGAGAGGCGAAUGCUUUGUAAAAAGAUCUAUGUUAAAAUUAUAUGGAUGAUCGCCUUUGCUGCUGUA